Messenger RNA from Cladocopium goreaui, 2802 nucleotides. The record is from the annotation of a GenBank genome assembly. NCBI's taxonomy places the organism in Eukaryota, Dinophyceae, Suessiales, Symbiodiniaceae.
AUGGCCCUUUGGUGGAGCUUGCCACUCCUUUUCGCAGAAGCAACGUUGGGGCCUGGGAUGAAUCCAUUGCCAAAAAUUGCAAAGGAUGGUGAGCAACACUUCAGCCAGAUGGCCGCUGCAAAUGAGAACUCUGUUGUGGAUAUGUCAGCCAUCGGCCAGAGGAACCCUUUGCAGUUUGAGUUUUUGACCGAUUUUUGGUGUGCCUAUGAGCUGAGUGACCGGAAGCGAACAAUGGCUCUUCUCGUCGAUGAUAUGCAGGUUGAGUACCAUGACUACGUGCAGGGGAUUGUGCCACCAAUCAUGCAGCUCGUGGAGGGGUUUCGAAAGGCGAAACUUCCAAUUUUUUGGAGCACCUGGUGGCGAUGGGGUCCAGAUGAUGGUUUCUUCAAUUCCAUGGAUCGAUUUUAUGGGCCUAUUGGGUGGAACACUUCAUUGAAUGCGUUGUACAAUCACAAGCCAAAUGGUGGUGAUGUGCUUCCCGAAGUCGCUCCGAAGACACCAGAGGAAAGGAAACGUGUGAUGCACAAGAGCUAUUCUCUGGAUAUGUUUGACGAGUCGCCGAUGGAAUGGCUAGUGCCUGAUGGCCAAGGCACGCUACACACGGAGCUGCAGAAGCUUGGGGUUGACACUGUGGUCCAGGUAGGAGCCUGGACCGAUGAUUGCAUCAUAUCCACCGCCUUCCAUGCCUUCAGCCUGCAAUAUGAUGUCGUUUUGAUCGAGGAUGGCGUCUCCACUGCCAGCAAGAACCACUUCAAUGCUAUCCAGGUGAUGCGUGGUGCAGCUGCUAAGGUGGUUUUCGCCCGAGAGGUGGUUCAGUACCUCAACGAUGGGCAGCCUGUAAAGCAACCAGCGCCCAAGACAAAGCUUGCAGGGUCGCGCCAGAGACUUGCGCUCAUUGAGGAGAGAUCCAGUGAAUCUAGUGACUUGCGCAAGGCCAAGAAUGGACAUGAACAAAGCGCACAACUCAGUGCUGUGGAAUCAGCUGGGCAACAAAGAUUUGCAGAUCAACUUGUUCUGGUCCUGAUCGCAAGCAUUGGCCCAGCCUCAUUUGCAGCAGGGUGGGUGUUGCGCGGGAGCUUCCAUCAAUUUGCUAUCCGUGACGCGCAAGCCAAAGAAGCACUUCGGCACUUGAAGCAAAAAGCUACAGAGGCAGAACCUGUCCCAGCUGUGCCUGAAGAAAUGCCUGGUGAGCUUCCAGCCGAGGAUGGUUCUGAGCAACCCCUGAUGGAGGACAAGGUUACAGUACUGAUGCCCUCCGAGAAGGUGCCGCCAUGUGAGUUGCCACUUUGGUGCGUCAUGCCAAACCCGCGUGAUGUGGAGAGCCUGGCGGGUCGGUCGUGGGCUUUGCUGGGACGAAGGCCAACUUCUUUAGCAAGUGCUGUUGGUGACAUCGUGGGACGACCAGGCUGCACGAAGCGCAGGCGGCAGAGGCAAGAAGAGCUGGUGUACCGGAGUCAGAUGCUGAGUCAUGAGGUACGAAUUGAUUUGUUGGAUGGAGUUUGCCAGUUUUCAUGGGCACCAAUCGUGUUGCUGUUCACUUUGGAUUGGCAACACCACUCCCUGCAUGUUCUUUGGAUAAGGUCGAAAGCACACGCUUUGGUCUUGCAGAACUGGACUGGAAAGAUCUUCCUCCAGGAUCUUGGCUCAGCGCAUGGCACCUUUCUGGGUGGUGUGCGACUGAAACCGCAUGAGCAACUUGGCUCCAGGCCCUGCGAAUGGAGACCUGGUGUGCAGGUAUGUUUUGCAGAUUCCCAGCUGGAGUUCUUUGAACUACGAGUCGCCGAAAAGUCCCUGGGCUUGAGUUCACGACUCCCACGAAGCAACGGCAACAGCUUAGAAAACGCUGAAGACCUCGACAUUGAAGAACUUGCACUGGAAGGGUUGAAGCUUCUGAGAUCAAGUCCUGCCUAUGCAGUCGCUCGGUCACUGGAACUUUGGCGACAGCAGGAGGAAGAACGUGCAGUGGUUCGUUUACAGGAAAAAGAGCGAGAGAUGAGAGAACGUUUGGAGGAGGAGUACCGACAACGUGAGUUGCAACGAGCUCAAAGCUUUCGACAUCAACAGGCCGAGCUGAGAGACUUGGAACAACGUGCCAAACGAAAGUUGCUGGAGAUGCAGCAGCGCGAGGCCUCGGUGAAGUCGGAAAUGGCCAAGACCAAAAGUCUCAGCGAAGAAGCGCGGAGGUCUGCUGACCUGGCCAUCCAGAGCUGUGAGGACUCCAUGCGUCGCCAAAAGGCUGAAGCAAAACAGUCGCAUGAUUUCGAAAUGAUGCGUCAAACUCAACUUGAAAACCGGAUCAAAGAGUUGGAGGCUGAAAUUUCCGAGACUCGAGUUCGGUGUUCUGAGCUGCAAUCCACCUUGGCAAAACAAGCCGUUGAAGAGGUAGAGUUGCAAGAGAAACGCUUUGCAUCAGCCUCAAACCUAGUUCAGGAAGAACUUCAAAAAUUGCAGCUGCAGAUGUGUGAGGAAAGGGUAAAGUGCGAGACUUUGGCUGCUUCGAGAGAUCAUUUCCGACGGAAGGUGGAAGAACUUUGCCGAAAAUUGUUGGAAAAGGAGGAGCAGAUUCAAAAGUCUGAGGUGCAAUGUUUCAAGCAAACCGGCGCCUCAAAGGACGCGGCACCUUCAGGAAAUUCUGUCGAUCGCCAAAGCGAUGGGCACUGCAACGCUGCGUCAAAUGCGUCACAGCACUUUACCCUUGACUGGCUGCAGAAGCAGAAGGGCGAAUUACUUGCGACUGGACUCUACACAGAAGAUGCCGUGAUUCGUGCACUGAAUGCUCAAAUUGCAGAGCAGGCGCAUUAA